This is a messenger RNA of Clupea harengus (Atlantic herring), 1111 nucleotides long. Its product is annotated as angiotensin-converting enzyme 2-like. Gene Ontology annotation, biological process: positive regulation of amino acid transport. The record is from RefSeq and is a predicted model, not a curated record. NCBI's taxonomy places the organism in Eukaryota, Metazoa, Chordata, Actinopteri, Clupeiformes, Clupeidae. Gene Ontology annotation, cellular component: plasma membrane; extracellular exosome.
UGAUAAAACACAAGACAAUAGGCCCCCCAUCAGUAGCUGAGUGUUUGGACGUGACAGAAACAUGUGGUUGAAACCUCUGCUUGUCGUGGCGCUAGCUGGAAUAUACGCCCAGGCCAAAGAAGAAGGAAACGGGCAGAACUAUGGGAAAGUGGAGGAGGAAACCAGAUGGAGUUCCAAAGUUGUUGAUUCGCCCGAUGCGUUUAAAGUGCGACUGAGCCUGAAAGCUGCAAUGGGAGACGAGGCUUAUGCCUGGAAUGAGAAUGAAUUGUACCUGUUUAAGGCGACCACGGCUUAUUCUAUGCGCCAGUACUAUGUCGCGGAGAAGGGACAACAGGUGAACUUCACGUCGGGAAAUGUUGUGACAUCCAAAGAGACUCAGAGGAUCUCCUUUAUUUUCUAUGUCACUGAUCCCCGUGCUCCGGCAACCAUCAUCCCCAAAGCAGAGGUGGAGGCAGCCGUUCGGCUGUCAAGGGGCCGCAUCAAUAGCGCCUUCCUGCUCAGCGACGACACGCUGGAGUUUGUGGGCCUGCUGGCCACGCUGCCCCCGCCGUCGGAGCCCGGCGUGCAGGUGUGGCUGAUCGUCUUCGGGGUGGUCAUGAGCCUCGUGGCGGGCAUGGGAGUCUUUCUCAUCGUCAGCGGGUUCCGGGAUAGGAAAAGAAAAUCAAAACUGGACGAUGAUGAAGAAAAACCUGUUGAAGAAACUGAGAAUGAAGGGGAGACUAAUUUAGGUCUUGAGGAAGAUGAUGACGGAAGGACAAAACUCUAAGUAAACGUUUUGGAAAACAUGUAACUAUAAUGUCUUAUAAAACACAGAAAUACCAGAGAAUAUAACAAAUGUGAAAGAAAUGUGCUAUUUUGUGAAUAGUGAAAUAUCAGGAUAAGUACUUUGAGAGCUGUGUUUUUUGAGAGCUUAGUUUCAUAUGUUUUGAUCCAUAUGGUGGAUUACUAAUUCAGUGUGUUGACAUUUUUAGUUUUGUGCAUUAUAAUUUCAUAGAAUGUCAGCAAAGCUGUUUUCAAAUCUUUGUAAAAUGCAAUAAGAAUUCUUUUUGUAGUCACAAUGUAUUUAGUUACAUUUAUUAAGAUUCACAUUAAAGUGAAAAUUCCCUCUGUC